Schistocerca piceifrons (Central American locust) is the source of this 648-nucleotide messenger RNA. RefSeq names its product translation initiation factor IF-2-like. The coding region runs from base 1 to 648 and encodes 215 amino acids. Lineage: Eukaryota; Metazoa; Arthropoda; Insecta; Orthoptera; Acrididae. The transcript has 2 exons. The record is from RefSeq and is a predicted model, not a curated record.
AUGGGAAAAACGCAAGUAUGGGAAAAACGCAAGUAUGGGGAAAAGCGCAAGUAUGGGGAAAAGCGCAAGUAUGGGGAAAAGCGCAAGUAUGGGGAAAAGCGCAAGUAUGGGGAAAAGCGCAAGUAUGGGGAAAAGCGCAAGUAUGGGGAAAAGCGCAAGUAUGGGGAAAAGCGCAAGUAUGGGGAAAAGCGCAAGUAUGGGGAAAAGCGCAAGUAUGGGGAAAAGCGCAAGUAUGGGGAAAAGCGCAAGUAUGGGGAAAAGCGCAAGUAUGGGGAAAAGCGCAAGUAUGGGGAAAAGCGCAAGUAUGGGGAAAAGCGCAAGUAUGGGGAAAAGCGCAAGUAUGGGGAAAAGCGCAAGUAUGGGGAAAAGCGCAAGUAUCGGGAAAAGCGCAAGUAUCGGGAAAAGCGCAAGUAUCGGGAAAAGCGCAAGUAUCGGGAAAAGCGCAAGUACGGGAAAAGCGCAAACGGCGCGAGGGGGCCGGCCGGCCGUCACUCACCAUUUGUGCCGCACAGGUCAGAGCGCCGCGCCGCGCCGCACAAAGCACGGCCGCGCCGCUGUGGAGAGGUGUGGCCGCAGACCGCCACGCCGCGGAACACUCGACACGAGGGCGCGGGGCGAAGCCUCGCCCGCGAAAGUCCUUCCGACUGA